AUGCCUGAACUUCUUUGUCGUACCGAGAGGGUCGAACAUGCUCGGAACUUCAAAACUGAAGUCCGUGGGUUGAUGGACGUUGACCAUCUAAUUGAGAGAGCAUGUAUCCAUAGAAAUAUGGCACAUUCUCAUAUCCAUACAAUUCUAUUGACCGCACAACUCGAUGGGUUGAAGCAAAGUCAUAUGGCUUUGGCAACCCUUGAAGAUGCAACCAAUCUCGGAUUGGAAAUGGAGGAGGCCAGAAUUGUUGUUCUUAUUCUUUCGCCCAGCUAUGAGAAGCACACCAAGUCGGCUGCGGAAAUUGCAAGAACCUUUGGCACCCUUUUGAUGAAUGACUCUCUUCGGCAGUCAGUGAAUGAUGCCGCAGAUGAUGACCAGAUUCGUGACCUGCUGACGGAUAGUGCUAAAAGUCUUUCUCAACAGAUGACAAUUCAAAUCAAUGGUGUUCCCAUAACGGACGACGAUGAUGACAAGAACUACAAAACUUCUUCGGGAUUCUGUCCCUACUACCCAUUUCGUGGUCUAAUCAAAGAUUUCCAACGUCGCAUGGCAAAUUAUAAAUCGGAUUAUUUGGACGAUGUGCAAAAGGUUAUUCUUGGGCAAUGGAUAGGAAGCUUAUUCUUUGGAUUUUUUGGAGGACAACAACUUCUUAUACUUUCUACAACUGCUCCUCUAAGUAUCUAUAUUGCUGUCAUAUAUCAAGUUGCUCAAACUAAUGGGUGGGAUUUCUUCCAAAUGUAUGCAUCUGUCGGAAUCUAUGCAAUGGGAAUUCUGAUUUUGUCUUCGGUUUUGCAACUGGCAUCUCUGAUGAAAUUCACCACUCGAUCCACCGAAGAAAUAUUCUCGGUUUUCAUUGCUUUGGCUCUGGUUAUUAAAGUAAUCAUGGCGAUUGUUCAUGUUUACACUCAUGGUUACCUUGGUUGUAUCAACAAUGUGGCUGGAGAUGUAUGUGACCCAGCAGAACCUCUCCUGUUCAUUUUCUUACUCUUUGGAACCACUUGGCUAAGUAUGACGAUCAUCUCGUUUAGAAGCUCUCCAUAUCUUUCAAGAUGGAAGCGUGAUUUGGUAUCCGACUAUGCUCUCCCAAUUGCAGUUCUUGUGUUCGCAUUCAUUUCGUUUUUUGGAUUCAGUGAUGUCAGAAAAGAACAAUUCCAAAUAUUCCCCCGUGAAACCGACGCAUUCUUUGUUCCCUUCUUCUAUCUUCCCGCAGAAGCUCAACUACCCGCCAUUGGUCUUGCGAUUCCUCUGGCCAUUCUCUUUUUUAUGGAUCAACUUCUUGUUACCAACACUGUUGACAACAAAGAAAAUAAAUUGAAAAAAGGAUCUGCCCAUCAUUGGGAUAUUUUUGUGGUCGCCAUUCUCAACAUUGGUCUGUCAAUCUUUGGAUUACCAUGGAUGCAUGGAGCUCUGCCAUCAGCAUUCUUGCACUUGAAGGCAUUAUCGGAUGUAGAAGACCGUCUUCAUAACGGUUACAUUCAAACAGUAAUUGUGCACGUCCGUGAAACUCGUUUGGCAACAUUGAUCGCUCACACCAUCAUGAUCCCAAUCUACUUUUUCUUGGUUCCAUAUAUCACUGUGUUCAUUCCAACUUCUAUUUUCAAUGGAGUUUUCCUCUUCAUGGCAUUCAGCAGCUUAACCGGAAAUGAAUUUUGGGAGCGUAUCCUAUUGAUUUUCACUGAACAACGCGCCUACCCUCCAACCCAUUAUAUUCGUCGUGUCCCGCAAAGAAUUGUCCAUCAAUUUACUGUUAUCGAAUUUAUCCAACUUGCUAUUCUCGUCGCUAUUGGUUUCGCUCAGUACCAUUAUGUCGAAAUGGUUUUCCCUAUUGUCAUUGCAGCUUUCAUCCCAUUCAGACACUUCAUCUUGCCCUUAUUCAUCCGAAAACAAUAUUUGGAAGCUAUUGAUGGAAUGCACUGA
This is a messenger RNA of Caenorhabditis remanei, 1917 nucleotides long. RefSeq lists its product as uncharacterized. Bases 1 to 1917 code for a protein of 638 amino acids. Gene Ontology annotation, biological process: monoatomic anion transport; transmembrane transport; monoatomic ion homeostasis. Gene Ontology annotation, molecular function: solute:inorganic anion antiporter activity. The transcript is spliced from 16 exons. Gene Ontology annotation, cellular component: plasma membrane; basolateral plasma membrane. The record is from RefSeq and is a predicted model, not a curated record. Lineage: Eukaryota; Metazoa; Nematoda; Chromadorea; Rhabditida; Rhabditidae.